AUGCCCGAAAGGCUGAACAGCGGCGCCUGUGCCCGACCUGGAGCAGUUGAGAAACAGGUGAGGAGCACGGAGGGUGAGGUGGUGGAUGGGGAGGACCCCAGCCUGCAGCCCUCCGCGGCCAAGAAGGUGAAGCUGGAGCUGAAGGAGAGGAAGGAGAAGAAGCAGAAAGUGGAUGAGGAUGAGAUCCAGAAGAUGCAAAUACUGGUCUCUUCCUUUUCUGAAGAGCAGUUGAACCGUUACGAGAUGUAUCGCCGGUCUGCUUUCCCCAAAGCUGCUAUUAAACGGCUCAUCCAGUCCAUCACUGGCACCUCCGUCUCUCAGAACGUGGUUAUUGCCAUGUCUGGCAUUUCCAAGGUCUUCGUUGGGGAGGUGGUGGAAGAAGCUCUGGACGUGUGUGAGAAGUGGGGGGAGCUGCCACCUCUGCAGCCCAAACACAUGCGAGAGGCAGUCAGGAGGCUCAAGGCACGAGGACAGAUCCCCAAUUCCAAGUAUAAAAAGAUCAUCUUCCACUGAAGCGUCCCAAGAGCAGCAAGAGAAGACAGAAGUUAAAACCUUGUAACAGUGACAGCAGAGCUACGAGACUGGAAC
Messenger RNA from Charadrius vociferus (killdeer), 588 nucleotides. RefSeq names its product TAF11 RNA polymerase II, TATA box binding protein (TBP)-associated factor, 28kDa (gene TAF11). The record is from RefSeq and is a predicted model, not a curated record. The transcript is spliced from 5 exons. Gene Ontology annotation, cellular component: nucleus; transcription factor TFIID complex. Bases 1 to 513 code for a protein of 170 amino acids. Gene Ontology annotation, biological process: transcription initiation at RNA polymerase II promoter; RNA polymerase II preinitiation complex assembly. Gene Ontology annotation, molecular function: protein heterodimerization activity; transcription coactivator activity. NCBI's taxonomy places the organism in Eukaryota, Metazoa, Chordata, Aves, Charadriiformes, Charadriidae.